CCUCGCACUAUGGAUGGACCAUCUUCUUCAUCUGUUUCAUCUCCACAUACAAUAUCAACUACCUUAACACGACGAGGUCGAGGAUUCGCUCGAGGGAUAAAGGAAUGGGGUACAGGCACUAAGAUCCAAGUAAAAUUUGAUGAUAAGUUUCAGCCGGUGGAGGAUGAUGGCAAAAAGUUGAAGGGACAAUUGGGGUUGAUCAUGCGCAGCGGGCAUAGAGUCCCACUUACAUAUCUCAGUUGGAAUGUGAUGCAUGUUGAUAUAAAGGAGAAUAUUUGGCAGGAGGUGAAGGACAACUUGGUAUACUGUCCAGAUGAAUUCAAGGAGGUUUGUAUGCGACUUUGUAGGACAUCGUGGAAAGAUCAUAAAAGCAAGACAAAGUCUAAGUAUUGGGUUCCAUUCAAGAAUGAUCCGGACAUUGCUUCUAGAGUACCUAGUAACAUAGUGCCAACCUAGUGGAGGAAACUUGUGCAAUAUUG
Molecule: messenger RNA, 479 nt
Organism: Camellia sinensis
Lineage: Eukaryota; Viridiplantae; Streptophyta; Magnoliopsida; Ericales; Theaceae
Source: RefSeq, a predicted model, not a curated record